GUUACAUUGCUUUACCUUUUGAAUUUGAUACAUGGACUCAUCGUAGAAAAAUGACUUCUGUCUUACGAUUUACCUUCUUCGUGGUUUGUGUGGUGUGCGGCACUGUAUUUUCGUUACCAUGUUUAACAAACAAAUCCAAGCAAGAUUUUAACAAAGCCAGAAACGCAUUAAAAAGCCUUGAAAACUACCUGAAAAGCCAAGCCAAUUCUAUCAAGUACAAGGUACAGGCUUUAGACAAGGACAUGACCUCGAUGGAAGAGGACUUCAAACGUAGACAAUGGAUAAAGUACAACAAACACUGUUAUUAUAUUGGAGAUGACAGUGUUAGAUGGACGGAUGCAGAGAGAAAAUGCAGAGAGAUCGGUGGAUAUUUAGUGAAGAUUGAUGAUUCGUCAGAAAAUAAUUGGAUAAAACAGCAAAUAAAUAAAAGCAGCAGAAGAACAAAUUUCUGGCUGGGGUCUACAGAUGUUGUCAACGGUGACUGGCGAUGGAUAUAUGAUCAAACUCAGUUAAGCUAUAAGAACUUUGCUUCAAGUAGACCUUUUCCAACCAGUCAUUCAUACUCCAACUCGUAUAACUGUAUUGGAACACAUUACAGCAAUGGUAAAUGGUACGACCUCCCAUGUCAGAACCACUAUCUCUAUGUCUGUGAAAGUAAUUUCUGCUUCCAAUAAUGACGAAUGUGUUUCCGCUAACAGCAGACGACAGAAUAAAUAUUUUUCAAUAAAGUAUCAUUACUACCACAUAAUUCUGUUGUGAAGUUCAUGAAGUUAAAACAAGUCCCCUUAUAUAUGAAAAUAAGGAGCUAUGAUAUACACAUUCUAAACAAAUUUCAGCUCUAUGUCUCUAAACUUUCAAAGUUCCGGAAGUUCAUUGGACUUAAUUUUUCAGGUUCAAUAGAACAAAAUUUCAGUUAUAUUUUGAAAACAGGUCUAAAGAUCCGAUUGCUAAGGCCGAGAGAAAAAAAAUCUGUGUUUCCGGUAACCCGACCGACCCUGUUUUUUUUUUUAGCCCCGACCCUAAUUUUUUUAUUGAAUCUUCAAAAAAAAAAAAAAAAAAAAGUAUCAACCGACCCUAUUUUUGACACAGGCUUCUGUUAAUCGACAUAAUACACCUUAUCGCUAUUUAGUCCAAUCCGGAAAAAAACAGUCAUUUAGACAACUUCCUGUUUGGGUCAACAGGCCGCAAACAAAGGUCAUCAGUAACGAGCUGAGGGAGGGAAAAAUUAAGAAAGCGAUCAAUAGGAAACUUUGAUAGAUUAUGAUCCACUUUUUCCAAACUCAAAUUAUAGUCAAAAAAAUAUUGUGUUUGAAGUAUUUACGAUGUUUUAAACAGGUCUCAUUAAAAAGUAUCAUGCAUGGUGCAUUGUUUAAACAGGGUCCCAGAUAGCUUCAACUGGAUGAAAAAGUUGUGUAAUUUUAGAACUUAUCCGGAAUGGAAAAAAUAGCGAUGAGGUGUAUUAUUUAUCUAACUUGCUUCUACUGGCACAGAAAGCCAGUAAAACAUUUUAUUUAUGUCAAAGGGUAUUCCAAAUAGGUUAAAUCCAAGAAAUUUGCACAGCAGGUGCUUCAAAAACAUUGCAAAUGGCCGCACUUCCGGUAUUUGAAACUAAUUACGGACACGGACUUGGAAAAACCAUGAUAAUUUUCCGGAUUUCGUUUACAAUGUCAAAAAAAAAAAAAAAAAAAAAAAAAAAUCCGACCAACCGACCCUAUUUUUCAAAAUGAUGUUACCGGAAACACAGAUUAUUUUUUUUUAGGCCUAAU
Mytilus californianus (California mussel) is the source of this 1766-nucleotide messenger RNA. Its product is annotated as perlucin-like protein. The transcript is spliced from 6 exons. NCBI's taxonomy places the organism in Eukaryota, Metazoa, Mollusca, Bivalvia, Mytilida, Mytilidae. The record is from RefSeq and is a predicted model, not a curated record. Bases 51 to 674 code for a protein of 207 amino acids. Gene Ontology annotation, molecular function: signaling receptor activity.